CGCGCGCGCACACACACACACACACACACACACACACACACACACACACACACACACACACACACACACACAGCAGCUCAGGGUCACCUGUCCACAGGUGUGAUGUAGGAGUCAUGUGUCUGCAGACGGUGCUGCAGCAGAGAAUAAGCUCCGCCCAGGCGUUGCUGCAGCGGGCGGAGCACCUCUGUCAAGGUGUGGAGGGACAUCAGAAGCUGUGUGGUAAACUGCGGGUGGAGCUGCGCUUCCUGCAACGGGUGGAGGCCGGAGAGCUGCAGGUCAAAGAGUCUCACCUGCACAGCACCAACCUGACUCACCUGACGGCCAUCAUGGAGUCGGUGGAGAGUCUGGAGGAUGUGGUCGCUCUGCUGUAUGUCUUCACCUACCAGGACACCGCCAGCUGCAGACAGACGCUGUUUUGGGGUGCUGCUGCAGGGGUGGAUUAUCAGUUUGUCUUGCCUCAAAAAGGCAGUGUCUCCUCUGUCUCGUGUAGCUCUCAGUUUUGGCAGCAGUUCUUUUCUUUUCAGUCGGACAGCAUCCGUGUAGUCCCCAUUUAUAUAGAUCUUGGUACCCUUGAGGUUCUUGGCUCUCUGUAGAACUGCAGAUCUGUCUUUGUAAUGUACAAACCUGACUAUUAUUGGUCUGGGUCUGUCACUUCCAGACACAGGUUUCCCUGUGCGGUGUGCACGUUCCACCUCGAUCUCGUGCUGCAACUGUAGCCUUUCUGAGAAGACCCUCUUCACCUUCUCCUCGGAUUCAGCCCAGGUCUCGCCAGGUGACUCCAUGAUACCAUCAAUGAUUAUUUCUUCUUGAUUGUCCCUCCAAAUAUUCCAUUUUAUCAGAGUAAGCUGUCACAUAUUUAUAGGAUGUCAGGCUGCAUCGCGUUGCAAUGUUCAGUCUGUUCAGCGCUUUUCAUGUCGUCUACUUCCUUCUGGGUAAAUUGGAUGCUUGUUUUAAUCUCCUGAACUUCUCUUGAAAUCACAUGCAAUCGUGUGCUUGUAGAGUCCAUAAUGAUCUGUAUAAAACUUUUAAAAUUAUCUUGCUGCUGUUGCAAUAGUUCAUUUACCUAUGCUAAUGAAACAUAAUCCUCCUCCGUUUUUGCUUCAGACUUAUUCUUAGGUGGCAUUUUGGGUUCUCGUAUCCAGGUAGCUGCUGCUGGAGCCUGGUGGCUAGGCUGCUGUUGAUGCAGACAGACAGGCCCAAAUCCAGAUCCUCCAGAUAUCUCCUUUAACUCUAGUCUGUUAAUCAGCCCUAAACCUAAACUAGAUUAUAAUUCAUUUGAAAGCCUCGUUCUUAGUCUUUCACAUCCGACCUGGAAAACCUCGCAGCCACUUUUAUUUGUUAUAGUGUACCGUGCUCCUGACCCGUAUUCUGAAUUUGUUUCUGAAUUCUCAGAGUUUUUAUCCAGUUUAGUUCUUAAAUCAGAUAAAGUUAUUAUUGUAGGCGAUUUUAACAUUCAUGUCGACGUUGAUAAUGACUCCCUGGCUACUGCGUUUCUCUCAUUGGCUUCAGUCAGGGUGUACAUGAACCCACUCA
Epinephelus moara (kelp grouper) is the source of this 1533-nucleotide messenger RNA. Its product is annotated as UPF0415 protein C7orf25 homolog. Lineage: Eukaryota; Metazoa; Chordata; Actinopteri; Perciformes; Serranidae. The coding region runs from base 114 to 593 and encodes 159 amino acids. The transcript has 2 exons. The record is from RefSeq and is a predicted model, not a curated record.